Molecule: messenger RNA, 2147 nt
Organism: Cercocebus atys (sooty mangabey)
Lineage: Eukaryota; Metazoa; Chordata; Mammalia; Primates; Cercopithecidae
Gene: PYCR1
Product: pyrroline-5-carboxylate reductase 1
Exons: 8
Coding region: 365-1324 (319 amino acids)
Biological process (GO): L-proline biosynthetic process
Molecular function (GO): pyrroline-5-carboxylate reductase activity
Source: RefSeq, a predicted model, not a curated record
UACAGGAGUGAGCCAACGCGCCCAGCGGAAAUAGUGUUAUAUUUAAAAUGUUUCCACUUAGCAAAUUGUUUUCAACCCCGCCCCCGCGCGCGCGCGCACACACACACACACAAAGGAAAGAAAACGCGGUGCAGCCGGGCUUCUCCAAACUCGAUGACAGUAGAAGGGACUGAUUCCCAGAGAGCACCGGCCACGCGCCCAGGGCCGCCAGCUUGACGCGUCCGUGUCCGGGUGGCCCAAGACAAAGCCCUGCGUGCAGGGCCCCCUCGGACCGCCCCCUCCGCCCGCGUCCUCGGACCCCACGUCUCAUCCCGCAGAGCCGGUGCCAUCUGUGGGGGCUUUGGGCCGGGGGUCUCCCGACAGCAUGAGCGUGGGCUUCAUCGGCGCUGGCCAGCUGGCUUUUGCCCUGGUCAAGGGCUUCACAGCAGCAGGCAUCUUGGCUGCCCACAAGAUAAUGGCUAGCUCCCCAGACAUGGACCUGGCCACGGUUUCUGCCCUCAGGAAGAUGGGGGUGAAGCUGACACCCCACAACAAGGAGGCGGUGCAGCACAGUGAUGUGCUCUUCCUGGCUGUGAAGCCACACAUCAUCCCCUUCAUCCUGGAUGAGAUAGGCACCCACAUUGAGGACAGGCACAUCGUGGUGUCCUGUGCGGCCGGCGUCACCAUCGGCUCCAUAGAGAAGAAGCUGUCAGCGUUUCGACCAACCCCCAGGGUCAUCCGCUGCAUGACCAACAUCCCCGUCGUGGUGCGGGAGGGGGCCACCGUGUACGCCACAGGCACACAUGCCCAGGUGGAGGACGGGAGGCUCCUGGAGCAGCUGCUGAGCAGCGUGGGCUUCUGCACAGAGGUGGAAGAGGAUCUGAUCGAUGCCGUCACGGGGCUCAGUGGCAGCGGCCCCGCCUACGCAUUCACAGCCCUGGAUGCCCUGGCUGAUGGGGGUGUGAAGAUGGGACUUCCAAGGCGCCUGGCAGUCCGCCUCGGGGCCCAGGCCCUCCUGGGGGCUGCCAAGAUGCUGCUGCACUCAGAACAGCACCCAGGCCAGCUCAAGGACAACGUCAGCUCUCCUGGUGGGGCCACCAUCCAUGCCCUGCACGUGCUGGAGAGUGGGGGCUUCCGCUCUCUGCUCAUCAACGCUGUGGAGGCCUCCUGCAUCCGCACACGGGAGCUGCAGUCCAUGGCUGACCAGGAGCAGGUGUCACCAGCCGCCAUCAAGAAGACCAUCCUGGACAAGGUGAAGCUGGAAUCCCCUGCAGGGACCUCUCUGUCGCCUUCUGGCCACACCAAGCUGCUCCCCCGCAGCCUGGCGCCAGUGGGCAAGGAUUGACACGUCCUGCCUGACCACCACCCUGCCACCACCUUCUCUUCUCUCAUCACUAGGGGGACUAGGGGGUCCCCGAUAGUGGCCCACUGUCUGGCUCUGAUCAGCGCAGGGGCCAGCCAGGGACAUAGCCAGGGAAGGGCCACGUCACUUCCCACUGGAAAUCUCUGUGGUCUGCAAGUGUUUCCCAGCCCAGAACAGGGGUGGAUUCCCCAACCUCAACCUCCUUUCUCCUCUGCUCCCAAACCAUGUCAGGACCACCUUCCUCUAGCGCUCAGGAGCCCGGAGGGUCUUCACUCACUCUUAACUCCAGUGUCAGCUGGCAUGGGCUCCUUCCUGAGUGCAAAGGUCAAGGGCCCCCUCUGUGAAGGCUCAGCAGAGGUGGGAUCCCACAUCCCCUGCUGGCCCCUCCCUGCCCUCCAUUCAGGGAGAAACCUCUCCUUCCCGUGUGAGAAGGCCCGGAGGGUCCAGGCAUCGCGAGUCCAGCGUGAAGGGCCACAGCCCCUCUUGGCUGCCAAGCACCCAGAUCCCACAGACAUUUGGGGAAAGGGCUCCUUGGGUUGCUGGUGAACUUCCUGUGGCCACUGCCUCCUGCUCCUGACCUCCCUGGCGGGGCGCUAUCACUUCUGUCCUGGCCCUUCCAGUUUUAUAAAUUGGUUUCCAGCCCCUAGUGCCCUGACUUCUGUCUGCCAGAUGAGGAGGGAGGCCCUGCCUGUCAGGGAGGGUGGUUACUGUGGAUGGAAUAGUGGGGCCUUCAACUGAUUAGGCAAGGCCUGCCCACAUCUUGGAGGGUAUCUGCCUUACUGAUUAAAAUGUCAAUGUAAUCUAA